CACGCAAUACAUCAAGAGUCGGAGUCAGAGCCACUAUUUAUCACCCUCCCAUUUGUCCUCUGGCUGAGUGAAAGAAAGAAAGUUGUCCGCUUUUGGAACCCUUUGACAUUCAGGGGUCUUCCAUUGCUACCGCCACAAGUCCAUGCCGGCUUUUAUUCUCCCACUAAACACCCCACGGCCUGGUUUCUCCUUCUUUUAACGAAAAGCCAAAGGCCAAAGCUCCCCUCCAUUGCCAAAAAAGCUCAAAAAGUUACAGCCAUAUCUUCACAGGGAAGCUCCCCGGUCAAAAGGGUCGUCUUUCUCCGAGACGCUUUUUGUGGGUUUUAGGCAGCAUUUCAGCUCUGCAAUUUCCAGACUCUGAUAGCAGCAAGUUUUCACUUUGUGGGGUUUCUCCGGGAAGGUGAAAAAUGCAAGUGGGAAAGUUAAAGCUUUGGACUUUGCAGUCUGAUUAGAGGAGUUUGUGAAAAUUUUCUCCAGUUUUGGGCUGGCGGAGAUUAAUGGGGUUCGGAGGGAUGAGCGGCGGUGAAGGUAAAGUGCUGGGAUUAAGAGUGAAACAACACAAGCGUUCAAAAAGCUUUCCUGAGAAGAAGAGGGUGGAGGAAGAUGAUUUGGAUAGUUCCGGUGAAGCAUCAGACCGUGUGAAGCUGGAUAUGAGACGGUUCAAGGGCCGUGGUACAAAAACCAAGAAGAAACAACCUCCUACCGUGGAAGUGCACAACUCUUUAAAGCAAGAGAUUCUACAGCUUGAGAAAAGAUUACAAGAUCAGUUCGAGGUCCGUCGUGCUUUAGAAAACGCAUUGGGUUAUAGGUCUUCCAUCCAUCAUAACACAAACGAAAGUGUGAUGCCUAAGCCAGCUACAGAAUUGAUUAAGGAGAUUGCUGUAUUAGAAUUAGAAGUCACACAUUUGGAACAAUAUCUUCUCUCGUUGUAUAGGAAGGCAUUUGAUGGACAAUUUUCCACUGUUUCCCCAUCUAAGAAGGAUGAACGACUAAAACCAACUCCAACAACUCCAGGAAGCAUGUUCCUGGAAGUUUCCAAACCUGAUAUGCCAUUGGUGAGGGAAAACUUGGCAGUUGGAGCAAUAUCUUCUCUUGUCCACGAAAAUUCACAAAAGGACAUCAAUGAAAUUGGAGGAGAAGAGAAACUGUUAGAUUCCAGCAUUCACCGUUGCCACUCUGAACUUUCGCAACGCUCUGCAUUCUUAAGUAGAACCUCUCCAGAAGAGUCUUUGGCGAAAGCUUUGCGUUCCUGUCAUUCUCAACCAUUGUCCAUGUUGGAGUAUGCUCAGAAUACUUCGUCAAAUUUAAUUAGUCUGGCAGAGCAUCUUGGUACACGCAUUUCUGAUCAUAUACCAGAGACACCGAACAGGCUUUCAGAGGACAUGAUCAAGUGCAUGUCCACCAUAUAUUGCAAGCUAAUGGAACCACCCUUGUCACAUAAUGGCCUUUCAUCUCCCAACUCAUCUUUGUCAUCAUUUUCUCCGCGAGAUCAGAGUGACAUGUGGAGUCCACGAUGUAGGAAUAAUUCAUCUUUUGAUGUACGAUUGGAUAAUCCUUUUCAUGUUGAAGGACUUAAGGAGUUUAGUGGGCCAUACAGCACCAUGGUUGAAGUGCCAUGGAUUUAUAGAGAUAGUAAAAAACUAGGCGAUGUCGAGCACUUGCUACAACAUUUCAGGUCACUUAUCUGUCGUUUAGAGGAUGUAGAUCCAAGAAAGUUGAAAAAUGAUGAGAAGUUAGCGUUCUGGAUUAAUGUACACAAUACAUUGGUUAUGCAUGCGUAUUUGGCUUAUGGGGUUCCUAAAAACAAUGUAAAGAGAGUAUUUUUGCUUUUGAAGGCUGCUUAUAACAUUGGGGGCCACACAAUCAGUGCAGACACAAUGCAGAGCUCUAUCCUUGGAUGCAGAAUGUCUCGCCCAGGACAGUGGCUUCGUUUGUUACUUACUCCAAGGGCGAAAUUCAAGACUGGAGAUGAACGGCAAGCAUAUGCAAUUGACCAUCCGGAACCCCUUCUACACUUCGCACUGUGUUCAGGAAGCCAUUCUGAUCCUGCGGUUCGUUUAUACACACCCAAGAGGGUAUAUCAAGAUCUGGAAGCUGCAAAGGAGGAGUACAUUCGAGCUGCCUUUGGAGUGCGCAAGGACCACAAAAUUCUUCUACCAAAGAUUGUUGAGGCAUUUGCAAAGAGUUCAGGUUUGUGUCCGGUUGGUGUUUUGGAGAUGAUCCAACAGACAUUGCCUGAAUCUUUGAGGAAGACUGUCAAGAAAGUCCAUCUUGGGAAUCCUCGGAAGAGCAUUGAGUAUAUUCCUCACAAUUUCACUUUUCGGUAUCUGAUUUCUAAAGAACUGGUGAAGUGAACACUUGCGCAGGGUCCCAUACAUUCAUCAAGUAAUCUGCAACGGUUUUAAGGUUUUUAUGGUAGAAGAAUUCAUAUAUCUUUUUUGUACAAAGUAGAAUAUGAACCCGAAAAAAAAAAAGUAAAAAGAAGUGAUGGCUGGAGAAUAGAAGGGCGUAAACCCUGCAGCAUUUUGUUUCUGCAUUAUCUUGUGUUAGGCUAAGCAAAGUAUCUGCAAUGUUGUGAAUGAAUUGAGAUGGUGCACUGUAAAUAUAUCUUUUGUUUCCCUUAAACCAUCAUUUUUAAUAGUAAAAUGGAUUAGUGAUGUAGAUUGAAUUUU
Messenger RNA from Malus domestica (apple), 2672 nucleotides. RefSeq lists its product as uncharacterized. The record is from RefSeq and is a predicted model, not a curated record. NCBI's taxonomy places the organism in Eukaryota, Viridiplantae, Streptophyta, Magnoliopsida, Rosales, Rosaceae.